GGACAGAGGACGGCUUUUGCUCCCUUCAGUUCCUGUCUGGGUGGUAGAGCUGCUCUUCCUGGUCCCUCACUGUCCCCUCCCUUCUGCCUUCUAGGCCUGCUCUGGUCGUCUUUGUGCUCGAGAACCAGGAGCCUGGGGCAGGCCAGAGCCCCUCGGUUGUCACCUGUGGCCCUCCUGCAGGGGCCUGGGGCCAGCUCUAGGGAAUUGGAGUCUGUGGGGGAGGGGGAGCCCUGGGCCGGCUCAGCCACACCCGUCCCUCUGUGACCCUUGGGCUGGUUCCUGCUGGGCGGCAGCCUCCGCCUGAGUCAUACCUGAGAGGAGGGACGGAGUGGGUGGGGGAGCAGUGGGAAGCACCCGGCUGUGUCCCGGGGACCCAGGUGUCCCCACCCACCCAAGGGCAGAUUCCCCUCUCCUCCUCUUCUGGGACCUGCAGACUGGGUUGGGCUUAGGAGUCUUGGAGAGUCCAGGUUUUCUGAAAGCUAAUGAGAUUUUAGGAUCAGGUCCUGGGCUUUGAUAAGUUUGAUUAAUCAAAACCAGAACAAGCUGGGGAUUUAGCUCAGUGGUUACACUGCCUGCCUCGCAAGUGCAAGGACCCGAGUUCGAUCCCUGGUACCAAAAACAAAACAAAACAAAAAACCCAGGGCAUGGGGGGCUUUAAGAAUCGUCCUCACUGCACCUUGGAGCCCCUCUGUCGCCAGCACCAGCCGAGUGGAGGCCACACCCAGGCCUGUGCUGUCACUUGGCACCUGUGGGCCCUGUUCUCCAGGGUGACUGGGGAGGUGGCCUCGUCCUGGGGCUGAGGCUUGGGCUUUGAGGGGCAGGGCUGCGGGCAGGGUGCCCCAGGGCUGUCAUCCACCAGUGCCCUCUCCAGGUGUCCCCUGCAGGUCACCACAGGAGCCACUGAAAGCAGAGACCCAGGGAUGAGGCCCUUGUGGCUUUCAGGGAGUUUCCGGGAAGGGCAGCGGGCGGGGGGCUGGAGGGCUGCAUGGACGAGGUUGGAACGGUGCACUUGGGAUGGAGCGCUGUGCCAUCUCAGUAAUGCCAGCAUGAGCAACAGGGCAUGGCUGAGCGCAGCACACUGACGCCCUUGUCCCCUGCCCGCACGAAACUGAGGGGGCAGAGGAUGCAGCCCCAGGGUGUCCGCCUCCUCCCCUGUCCCCUCCUGUGCUGGCCAGGACAAGGCAGUACCACAUACCAGGCAUGGCCCUCACAGGGUCUCCUCGCCGGCUCUGGCCCCUGGACACCCCAGAACAACUCAGGAUGAGUCGGAACCCUGCACGGCUCCCAGAGAGAAGCCUCUGUCCCACCGAAACCCCGUCUCCCAGCCUGAGCAUCAGGGCCCUGGUGGGGAGCCCAUGAAUUUCUCUCUCCCCGUUUCCCUGUCAUCUGCCUUUCCUGUGGCAUUCGCACACCACGGAGUACUCCUGUGGCAGGAGGAAGGAUAUCUGCAGGAAAUGGACGCAGCUGAGACCACAGGCAGUUCAGCUGGACUCCAUCUGCACCCUCCCAGCCUCUGCAGUUCCCCUCCGGACUCUUGACGGACUCGGCCCUGGUGCCUGGGCCUCAAAGGCAGGAGCCAUGGGCCCUGCUGGGUGGGGGCUGGGAAGGCAGGGCCUCCGCCUUCUGAAGAGGAGUUUGCUGCCGUUGAAGCUCACAGCCAUCAUCUUCGCUGGGCUGCUGUUCUGCGAGUUCUUCAUCUACUACUUAGUGAUCUGCCGGUGUCACUGGGCUGAGGUGGAGGCACCUGCCUGGGGUGGAGAGCCGCUGGCACCUGUGCUGAGAGCCAUGGUCCUGGCAGACACCCACCUGCUGGGGGAAGUUCAAGGCCACUGGCUGGACAAGCUCCGGAGGGAAUGGCAGAUGGAGAGAGCCUUCCAGACGGCCCUGUGGGUGCUGCAGCCUGAAGUCGUCUUCAUCCUAGGCGACAUCUUUGAUGAGGGGAAGUGGAGCUCACCACAGGCCUGGGCAGACGACGUUGGGCGGUUCCACAGGAUGUUCAGACACCCAGCUCAUGUGCAGCUGAAGGUCGUCGCCGGCAACCACGACAUCGGCUUCCAUUACUGGAUGAACAGUUUCAGAGUAAAGCGAUUUGAGAAAGCCUUCAGCUCAGAGAGGCUGUUUUCUCGGAAAGGAGUAAACUUCGUGAUGGUCAACAGCGUGGCCAUGGAGGGCGACGCCUGUAACAUCUGUGCCAAGGCUGAGGCUGAGCUCCUGCAGGUCUCGCGCCGGCUGAACUGCUCCCGAGAGGUGCCGGGCUCCGGGCCCUGUGGAGCGGGGCAGCAGCUGUCCCCGUCGGCCCCCAUCCUGCUGCAGCAUUACCCGCUGUACCGCGCCAGUGAUGCCAACUGCUCUGGGCCGGAUGCGGCUCCCCCGGAAGAGAGGAGCGUCCCCUUCAGGGAGAGAUAUGACUCGCUGUCCCGGGAGGCCUCGCAGAAGCUGCUGUGGUGGCUGCAGCCUCGCCUGGUGUUGAGCGGCCACACACACAGUGCCUGUGAGGUGCUGCACGGCGCAGGGGUCCCCGAGAUCAGCGUGCCGUCCUUCAGCUGGAGGAACAGGAACAACCCCAGCUUCGUCAUGGUCAGCCUGACGUCCCGGGACUUCGCCCUCUCCAAGUGCUUCCUCCCGCAGGAGGACACCGUGCUGGCCACCUACUGUGGGGUGGUGGGGCUCCUCGUGGUCCUCGUCCUGGCUCACACGGAGCGGCUGGCCUCGCCCUUCCUUUCUGGUUGGAACGAGCUCAGGAGGCACAGGAGCUGGUGAGGUGGUGGCAGCUGUGCUGCCCGCAGGACCUGGAGGCCCAGACUGGCUCCCGAGCCCGCGGGGAGCAACGUGCAGGCCCUCUCUGCAUCCCAGAGACCCUGGCAUUGCUGUGGUGAGACUGCAGAGACAGUUGGCUGCGCUGUUCUCAUGCUAUGGAAAUGGAACAUGGACUCUACACAUGUCUGUUCUCUUGUGAUUAUCAAAUACACGGCAGUCAGGCUGCGUCUGUACAGGACGUGAAGCUGCUCCCCACUGCCUCCCACAGGAGGCGCACGGACCCAGUGCACGCGGACCCAGGUUCGCCGAGUCCUGGGCACUGCCUGGCGGCCUCGUGGGUUGCGCUCUUGAGGUGAGCGCCGGGCGUGCAGGGACACACUGCUCUUCCGGCUUUGUGCCUCCGUGCUAAACUCCUGGGAUCAGGGCUCUGGAUAAAUGUAAUUCUCUUCUCUGGGAGACUGGGAUGUUGCUCCGAAUCUCAUGCCGUCAAAGAUCAGAACUUGAAAGAAUGGACUUAGGAUAUUUAAAAAUAAAUGUUGCAGUAAUUUAAAGUCA
This is a messenger RNA of Heterocephalus glaber (naked mole-rat), 3312 nucleotides long. NCBI's taxonomy places the organism in Eukaryota, Metazoa, Chordata, Mammalia, Rodentia, Bathyergidae. The record is from RefSeq and is a predicted model, not a curated record.